AGCAAAGCAAACCACCGUGCCUCAGGCAGAGGCCUCAGCCUCUCUCUCGUCUUUGCGUUGCGCCGCUGCUUUAAACAAACGUCAGGUGAAGGCUGCGGCACGCGUCCCCUCCUCCGCCUCCAGUCUCCGCCCAUCUCAAAACCCUAGCAACCGCGCCUCCACCCCUACCCGAAUCCCAAUCCAGGUCCGAUCCCCCGGCGGCGAGGACACCCGGCGCCGAUUCGUCCCCGCAGAUCGGCGGGCAGGACAGAUUCAGAUUCGGGUUCGGGGUCCGCUCGGGUCGCCUCGCCGGGGUCCACCGCGGCGGUCAGGGAGCAUGGUGGGCGGCGGGAGGCGGGGUGGAGCGGCGGAGGAGGUCAAGCUCAACACCGGCAACGUGUUCGCGGCGCUCGAGUCCCUCAAGAAGAAGAAGAAGGGCGACAAAGGCAAGGCGGCCGGGUCUUCCUCCAGGAAGAAGCACGGCGAGGGGGCCGCGCAGCGACAAGAGCCACCGCAGAAGGAGCUGUUCUGGGCGCCCGCGCCACUUACCACCAAGUCCUGGGCGGACGUCGAGGACGACGACGACGACGACUACUUCGCCACCACCGCGCCGCCGCGCCCCGUCUGGGGCACUGCCGGUGAGCCCGCCAAGGAAGAGGAAGACGUCGAUGAUGCUGUGCGUGCCGCCCUUCAGGAGGACAUUGAGAGUGAUGAUGGGGACCUUGAUGAUGAGGUUGAUGAUGGACCUGAGGAUGAACCUGAACAUGAUGCGGAAGAUGCCCCAGCCGAACCUGCUAUCAGGACAGCUGCGGCCCCGGCUGCGCCACCCAAGGACACAGAAAGGCAGCUGUCUAAAAAGGAGUUGAAAAAGAAGGAACUAGCAGAACUUGAUGCAGUAUUGGCUGAGCUGGGACUCUCUGCAAAUUCUAGCAGCACUGCACAGGAUGCUGAGAAGAAAGGUACCAACCAAAUUGGUGAUGCAGAGAAGAAGGAAGAUGCUCCUGCUCCUCCCGAGAGCAAGGCCUCCAAGAAGAAGAAAAAGAAGGACAAGAGUUCAAAGGAGGGAAAAGAAACACAAGAAGCACUUGAUGGGUCAGAGGAGACUGCCAGUGCAGGACCUGAUGAAGAUACUUCUGCUGUGGAUGUGAAGGAGCGCUUGAAGAAGAUGGCAUCAAUGAAGAAGAAGAAAUCGAGCAGAGAGACGGACACAGCUGCCAAAAUUGCCGCUGCCGAGGCUGCAGCAAGGAGUGCAAGGCUUGCGGCGGCCAAGAAGAAAGAAAAGAGUCAUUACAACCAGCAGCCCGUGCGGUAAAUGGGCAUAAAGUUUUGAGUUUGGGUGCUGUGAGUUUGAUAUCCCCUUGUUCGUUUUGGACUCGCAAUAAAACUUUUUUGAGUUAUCGUAUUUAUGACUGGGAAGUGCCUUUCUGAGUU
Molecule: messenger RNA, 1410 nt
Organism: Zea mays
Lineage: Eukaryota; Viridiplantae; Streptophyta; Magnoliopsida; Poales; Poaceae
Source: RefSeq, marked validated